GUCUGUGUGGCCCCUCCUCAGUAACAGAACUCACACUCGAGCACGGAAGUGACGCCACUCUAGAAUCCCCCAGUACUUCCGAUCUUUAGCUCUGCUGCGACUCAUCUAAACGAACGGAUCGGAUCUCUGUCCCAAUAGCCAGCGUCGAGUGGCGGCCCGACGCGUCCUGCAGUAUUUUUUUCUCUGUCUGAGCUCAUCCCUUGCUCUGGUUCCUCAUGAGUGACGGGGAGUGUGAUUUCUUCUGUUUUUUUCGGUGCUGCUAAAAGCCACAGGGCCCCCUGGGAUUCUCGGUCCAGUUGGGGGCGGAGAGUAGCUGCUGAUUAGUGGAGAGCAGCUGUCAGUCGGGGAAAGGUCUGGCCCAGAGGGUUAUGUCUGUGGAUAUGAGUAGCCAAGCCUCAGACAGUAACGAGGAAUUCGAAGAUGACGAAGACGUCGCAGAGGGCGACAUCCCUGAUUAUUAUGAUGGACUUGACGAUGACGUGGCAGUAGAAGAACCGUUUGACCCAGAAGAGUACCAGUUCAAUUGCUUGACGUAUAGGGAGAGCCAGAGGGCACUAACUGAGGAAGUCAACAAUGUAGCCAGUGCCCUAAAGGUGUCACCAGCUGUAGCCAAACUGGUCCUUGUACAUUUUCACUGGCAAGUGUCACAAAUACUCGAAAGGUAUAAGUCCAAUUCCUCUCAGUUGCUAAGUGAAGCCCAUGCUCAGCCCACAAGCAUCUGCAGAUCUCUCACUGUCGGGACGUCGCAGCAGUGUGGGGUGUGUCUGCAGCUGGUCCGGAGAGACGCUCUCCUCUCUCUACCCUGUCAACACUCCUUCUGCAAGGCAUGCUGGGAGCAGCACUGCACUGUACUUGUCAAAGAUGGCGUGGGAGUAGAGAUCUCCUGCAUGGCGCAGGACUGCUCUCUUCGCAUGCCAGAUGAUUUUGUUCUUCCUCUGCUGCCCAGCGAGGAACUGAAAGACAAAUACAGACGCUACCUCUUCAGGGACUAUGUGGAGAGUCAUUUCCAGCUGCAGUUGUGUCCUGGUGCCGACUGUCCGAUAGUUAUACAGGUGCAGAAACCUCGAGCUCGUAGAGUCCAAUGCAGCCGCUGCGAAGAAGUCUUCUGUUUUAAGUGCAGACAGAUGUAUCAUGCACCCACAGACUGUGCUACCAUCCGCAAAUGGCUGACCAAAUGUGCAGAUGACUCUGAGACAGCCAACUACAUCAGUGCACACACUAAAGACUGCCCUAAGUGCAAUAUCUGCAUUGAGAAGAAUGGAGGGUGCAACCACAUGGCGAGUAGUAUACACAAUCUUUUUGAUUUAUCUCAAUGCUCAAAUCUUAAUUAUUUCUGCUGGAUGUGUCUGGGAGAUUGGAAGACUCAUGGCAGUGAGUACUACGAGUGCAGUCGCUACAAAGAGAACCCAGACAUCGUGAAUCAGAGCCAGCAGGCCCAGGCCAGAGAGGCCCUCAAAAAGUACCUGUUCUACUUUGAGAGGUGGGAGAACCACAAUAAGAGUAUGCAGCUGGAGGCACAGACAUACCAGCGGAUCCAGGAGAAGAUUCAGGAGCGAGUCAUGAAUAACCUGGGCACCUGGAUUGACUGGCAGUACCUGCAGAAUGCUGCCAAUCUACUGGCCAAGUGUCGUUACACACUGCAGUACACUUAUCCUUAUGCCUACUACAUGGAGUCUGGACCCCGCAAAAAAUUGUUUGAGUAUCAGCAAGCUCAGCUGGAGGCGGAGAUCGAGAACUUGUCAUGGAAAGUGGAGAGAGCAGACAGUUAUGAGAGAGGAGAGCCGAGCGCUAACGAUAGAGGGGAUCUGGAGAAUCAGAUGCACAUUGCUGAGCAGAAGAGACGGACGCUGCUGAAGGAUUUCCACGACACCUGAACAUCCGUCCAUCAAAUCCACGUCGAGUUCACUCUUCUCUCAACUGUCUUGGCCCCUUCUCUCCAAAGAUACCCCUCCACUUUUUUUGUCAAAACUCUACUCUGCAUCUCAUAACGUUUUUGCCCAUCUGCUUUGUGUUUUUCUCAUUUAGAGCAUCUCUUUUCAAAGCAGUUUUUUUCCCUUUUGUUCAUUCUUUCCUUCAUCAGUGCCCCUUUUUUGCUUUCUAAUCUUUACUCAGCUGCAGGGUUUGAGAAUAGCACGAUUGUAUCCUAGCAUUCGCAUACACAAACAUUGCAUUCUCACACCCCCAUGUCAGCUGACAUUAGACGCACGCGCACACACACACACGCACUCAAAACACUCCACCGAAACAGUCUAACUCUUUCUUCCUCCAUCAUUGCUCCUGCCAUAAAUUCUGCCUUCUUUCCUUCUCACUCUUGCUUUCUUCUGUUUUUUUUUUCUUCCUUGGAAAUGGCUGUUGAUAGAUAGAUCGUUUAAAAAAAACUGAAAAAAAAGAAAACUGAAAAAAAAAAAAGAUGAAAAACAAAUGAUGCUGUAAUUUUCAACGGUUGUACAUUAAUACAGAAAUAGAGAUACUGAGAGAGUUUUUAAA
Molecule: messenger RNA, 2487 nt
Organism: Sinocyclocheilus rhinocerous
Lineage: Eukaryota; Metazoa; Chordata; Actinopteri; Cypriniformes; Cyprinidae
Product: E3 ubiquitin-protein ligase ARIH2-like
Exons: 15
Coding region: 369-1874 (501 amino acids)
Biological process (GO): protein ubiquitination
Molecular function (GO): zinc ion binding; ubiquitin-protein transferase activity
Source: RefSeq, a predicted model, not a curated record